GGGGCGCGCGGGGACCGCGGCAGCAAAGACAAGAAGCGGCGCGGGGGCGGGGGCGAGGGCGGCUUGCUGGAUGCCGGGGACGACGUGCAGUUGGAAGGCGAGGAGCCGCGGCAGCGGGAGCAGCAACAGCCCGAGCAGCUGCCGCCGCCGCCACAGCAGCAGCAGCAGCAGCAGCAGCAGCACAGCAAGAAGCGCAAGCAGCGGGACGGCGGCGGCGCCGCGGCGCCGCUGGACACCGAGGAGGCAAAGCGGCAGGCGCGCCUGGCGUCGUUUGCGAAGCUGACCCUCAACAGGGACAGCGGCAAGAAGCAGGGGCAGCAGCAGCAGCAGCAGAACGGCGGCAGCGGCGGCGGCGGCGAGGAGCAGCCGUCCAAGAAGCGGAAGCAGGAGGCGCGGCAGAACGGCGGCGGCGGUGGCGGCAGUGGCGGUACUGACGGGGCGCAGCUAACCAAGGCCCAGAAGAAGAAUCUGAAGCGGAUGCUCAAGCGGCAGCAGAAGCGCGGGGCCACAGGCGGCGGGGAUGGGCAGUGA
Monoraphidium neglectum is the source of this 531-nucleotide messenger RNA. RefSeq lists its product as hypothetical. The annotation marks the transcript as partial. Lineage: Eukaryota; Viridiplantae; Chlorophyta; Chlorophyceae; Sphaeropleales; Selenastraceae. The record is from RefSeq and is a predicted model, not a curated record. The transcript has a single exon.